AUGCCCGUCACUGCUUUUCUUAUCUCUCCUUUUCCUCUCGCUGUUAUUAUCCCUCCUGUUCUUCCCUCUCCCUUCCCCCUUUCCUCUCCCUUCCUUAUCUCUCCCCUCAUUUCCUCCUUUCUCCUUACCUUUCCCCUCCUUCCCUUUCCCCUCCUUUCCUCUCCCUUCCUAUUCGCAAUAGUCACAUCUGCACUCGCCGUGCCAGCUCUCGCUGGCGUCACACCCAUCAGCAGCACCGGUCAGUCAGAGAGUGCCAGUUCGCCUCGCAAGCUGCUGCUGCGUGCCUCCUAUCCCAGGCAGCUGGAGGAAGUAAACCCGGAUGGUUGCACUGACGGGGACGGCAGUGGGGACGGCAGUGGUGACGGCAGCGGGGACGGCAGCGGGGACGGCAGCGGGGACGGCAACGGGGACGGCAGCGGGGACGGCAGCGGGGACGGCAGCGGGGACGGCAGCGGGGACGGCAGCGGGGACGGCAGCGGGGACGGCAGCUUGGACGGCAGCGGGGACGGCAGCUUGGACGGCAGCUUGGACGGCAGCUUGGACGGCAGCGGGGACGGCAGCUUGGACGGCAGCUUGGAAGGCAGCUUGGACGGCAGCGGGGACGGCAGCGGGGACGGCAGCGGGGACGGCAGCGGGGACGGCAGCGGGGACGGCAGUGGUGACGGCAGCGGGGACGGCAGCGGGGACGGCAGUGGAGACGGCAGUGGUAACGGCAGUGGUGACGGCAGUGGUAACGGCAGUGGUAACGGCAGUGGUAACGGCGGCAGCACCGGCGACGGUGGCAGCAACGGCGGCACCGGCAGUGGCGACAGUGGCAGCAGCAGCAGUGUGGACGUGGCAGCAAUUCUGGAGGAGCACAACAAGGCCCGGCAGGAAGUGGGUGUGCCGGACCUCUCAUGGGACGACGGGGUGGCAGCAGCAGCGCAGGCAUGGGCAAACGAGCUUGCCUCUAGAGGAUGCAUCAUGGAGCAUGGAGGAGCGGAUGGGCUUGGGCAGAACCUGUACUGGAAGGGCCCUGUGCAGCUCAACAGUGACGAGGACCGGGCAGCGGUGCAGGCGUGGGUGGAGGAGAAGGCGGACUGGACGUACAGUGCCAUACCAGAGGGGUGUGCGAGCGGCAAGCAGUGUGGGCACUACACACAGGUGGUGUGGCGGGAUACCACAAAGGUGGGGUGCGGUGCUGCCCAGUGUGCGGAUGGGGGGGGCAUGUGGGUGUGCGACUACUCGCCCCCAGGCAAUAUGGUUGGAUCGACUCCUUUUUAG
This is a messenger RNA of Closterium sp. Naga37s-1, 1263 nucleotides long. NCBI's taxonomy places the organism in Eukaryota, Viridiplantae, Streptophyta, Zygnematophyceae, Desmidiales, Closteriaceae. The record is from the annotation of a GenBank genome assembly.